AUGGAUGAUAUCCAUGAUCUGUGUCGGGGUGUCUUUCCUUGGAUCAGCAACCAAGCAACAUGUCUCGGCCUGGAAACGCAGGAUAACAGGUUCGCUCAGCUGGGCGGGGAACUCUUCAUCUUGACUCAACAAAUCCCCUUCUCACGCCAUAAAGGAAAAGGUUCCAAGCUAGUCAAGGUUGCAGUGCUCGUUAACAAAGCUUGUUCUGUCCCGAGAACCAAGCAUGUCGGAGAGAAUGAGCUGUUUAAUGCGCUUUGGAGGAUACUAGAGUGCAAGGAUUCAAACACGCCUGUUGAGAAAACACUCAUUCGCGAUGUCCGACGCAGCCUGCUGCAGUUCGUCAAGGAAAACCCCGAGUAUCCUUCUCUCCUACGGUUCAUCAUGGAUUGCCUACACGUAACGGACUCUUCAGAUGGACUUCCUGAUGAGCAUCUACGUCUGCAUAGUAAUGACACCAAGUAUCCCACGCAAAUAAACAAUACUCUCUAUACCCAACUUCGAAUUCACUCAUCCUGCUCGUGUGGCACUCAACACCUUGAAUGCCCACGGCUACGACUGGAUCCUGGCCACGAUAAGCAAGAUGAUGCAAAUAUUCCAUUCGAUGUAUUGUUUGCGGCAGACUCUACGUCACCUCAUACAAUCAAUCCUCAACUCCGGUGGAAAGAGGUGAAUGUAUCGGUUGCUAGCUUCCCAUGUGCUGAAAGACGAAACAAAACACCACGGAAGAAGCAAGUUUCAUUUUCAUUCCAGGCCUCGAGAGUGUCGCCUAGCGCCCAAAGCAAGUUGCCAUUCCCAACUGGCCUCCAAAGACUCGGACUCGGAGAGUUUUGCAGGUUGAUCAGAAAUGAAAAGACUACACCAAUUCACUUGCAUGUUGAUGACAACGUAUUGAAGCUCGCCGACACUGUUCAAGAUAACCCUUGGCGAAGCUUUCUCCCCUUGGCGAGUGUGCCUCUAGCAGAAUGGCUGGAACAGACAGUGCACCUGUCCAACAGGGUCAAGAUUACGCUCGCAUAUACAAUUGCGAGAUCAGUGUGGCAGUACUACAAUUCUUACUGGAUGGCCAGUCCAUGGACGCACGACAAUAUCCAAAUGAUGAAGGAAAAAGUCAGUGAUCGAAACCACAUCCGACCACAUCCCUAUUUCACCACGAAGCUUCGCAAAUUCAAAGGCCAAGUAUUGGACUACUGCAUCGCAGACGACCUCUUUCAUAUGUAUCCCAGUAUUCUCGCGUUGGGGGUUAUCCUUAUUGAAAUUGCAACCAAGCAACCAUUCAGACCUGAGAGCUCUCAUUACCCCUGGGAUGAAACCACGAUCAAUGAUUAUUACGAGUGGGCAUGGACCACGGCGAAUGGCAGUAAUUUAGGAAAUAUGAUUGGAGCUGCUUAUGAGGCGGUGGUAAACAACUGUCUUGAUGCCGAACUAUUCAGAGAUGGUCCUACUGACCCGUCAAGACUCGACGAAGAUCUUGAAAUAAGACAGUCACGUCUCUACGAGAAAGUUGUGCUGCCUCUUCAGGAUCUCUAUCACGCAUAUAGAGACGACUGGGAGAUUCAGGAGCUUCCCAAGCCAGAAGUUCUAAUCUCUCCAUCUCAGGCCCAACAUACCAGACCGGCCAAUCGAUCCCAAUUCACCAUCGCCAUUUUCUGUGCGUUACCCUUGGAAGCAGACGCCGUCAGCGAGUUGUUCGAUGAAAUAUUGAACGAAGAAAUCGAGAACUUCCGCAAAGCAGUCGGAGACGACAAUACGUACACCCUAGGCAGAAUCUUGCACCAUAACGUCGUUCUCGUCCAUAUGGCUGGUAUGGGAAAGGGUGCCGCAACUCAAGCGGCUUCGAGUAUACGAGCCAGCUAUCCAGAGAUCAAGCUUGCGCUUGUGAUUGGAGUCUGCGCGGGGGUUCCAUCAUAUUCGGCCGGAAAGGACGAUCUUAUCCUCGGCGACGUUGUGAUCAGUGAUGGAAUUGUACAAUAUGACUUUGGAAGGCGAUUCCCGGAUACCUUUCUAAGCAAAGCCAGACCGGAGGUGGCUGGCCCCAAGCUUCGAGGUUUGUUGGCUAAAUUGAAGGGAGUACGAGGGCGAGAACGCAUUGAGACGAGGCUAUCUAGGCAUCUCAGCGUCUUGCAGGAUAAGCUUGGUUCCCAGAGAGCUGGUUACCCAGGCAUGGGCAAAGACGAGUUGUUUCAAUCCGCCUAUCGACACAAGCAUCAGGAUCCAGCAGCCUGCCACUUAUGUAGUUCUUGUCAAGGCGGGACAGAUCCAGUAUGCGAAGAAGCACGAUUACUGACUUGUCAACGGCUUGGAUGUCAGAAGGGGUCUUUGGUCCCGCGCAAGCGACUGCAGGACGCCUCUGCGAAAAGUUGCCCCCCAAGACCUAUAAUCCACUUCGGACUCGUUGGCUCUGGAGAUACGGUCAUGAAAUCCGGGCAACAUCGUGAUGAAACUGCGAUCCAGCAUAACCUCAUCGCUUUUGAGAUGGAGGCUUCUGGGGUUUGGGAACUUUUGCCGUGCCUUGUCAUCAAAGGCGUGUGCGAUUAUGCCGACAGCCAUAAGAAUAAAGACUGGCAACACUAUGCUGCUGCGACGGCUGCGUCUUGUAUGAAAGCUGUAUUGGAGGAAUUUCCGAUAGGCGAAUGGUUAGUCAUGGCCUAG
Molecule: messenger RNA, 2649 nt
Organism: Penicillium cataractarum
Lineage: Eukaryota; Fungi; Ascomycota; Eurotiomycetes; Eurotiales; Aspergillaceae
Product: 5'-methylthioadenosine/S-adenosylhomocysteine nucleosidase family protein
Exons: 3
Coding region: 1-2649 (882 amino acids)
Biological process (GO): nucleoside metabolic process
Molecular function (GO): catalytic activity
Source: RefSeq, a predicted model, not a curated record